Molecule: messenger RNA, 4073 nt
Organism: Molossus molossus (Pallas's mastiff bat)
Lineage: Eukaryota; Metazoa; Chordata; Mammalia; Chiroptera; Molossidae
Gene: MAP2K7
Product: mitogen-activated protein kinase kinase 7
Exons: 12
Coding region: 84-1391 (435 amino acids)
Biological process (GO): protein phosphorylation
Molecular function (GO): ATP binding; protein kinase activity
Source: RefSeq, a predicted model, not a curated record
AGUGCGGUGUUUGUCUGCCGGGCUGACGGGCGGCCGGGCAGUGCGCGGCGGCGGCGGCGGCGGCGGCGGCGGCGGCGGGAAAGAUGGCGGCGUCCUCCCUGGAGCAGAAGCUGUCCCGCCUGGAAGCAAAGCUGAAGCAGGAGAACCGCGAGGCCCGUCGGAGGAUCGACCUCAACCUGGAUAUCAGCCCCCAGCGGCCCAGGCCCAUUAUUGUGAUCACUCUAAGCCCUGCUCCUGCCCCGUCCCAACGAGCAGCCCUCCAGCUCCCACUGGCCAAUGAUGGCGGCAGCCGCUCACCAUCUUCUGAGAGCUCCCCACAGCAACCCACACCCCCUGCCCGGCCCCGUCACAUGCUGGGACUCCCAUCCACAUUGUUCACACCCCGAAGCAUGGAGAGUAUCGAGAUUGACCAGAAGCUGCAGGAGAUCAUGAAGCAGACAGGCUACCUAACUAUCAGGGGCCAGCGCUACCAGGCAGAAAUCAAUGACCUGGAGAAUUUGGGGGAGAUGGGCAGUGGCACCUGUGGCCAGGUAUGGAAGAUGCGCUUCCGGAAGACAGGCCACAUCAUUGCUGUCAAGCAAAUGCGACGCUCGGGAAACAAGGAAGAGAACAAACGGAUCCUCAUGGAUUUGGACGUGGUACUCAAAAGUCACGACUGCCCCUACAUUGUGCAGUGCUUUGGGACCUUCAUCACCAAUACAGAUGUUUUCAUUGCCAUGGAGCUCAUGGGCACCUGUGCUGAGAAGCUGAAGAAGCGGAUGCAGGGUCCUAUACCUGAGCGGAUCCUGGGCAAGAUGACAGUAGCAAUCGUGAAGGCUCUCUACUACCUGAAGGAGAAGCAUGGCGUGAUCCACAGGGACGUCAAGCCUUCCAACAUCCUUUUGGACGAACGGGGCCAGAUCAAGCUCUGCGACUUUGGCAUCAGUGGCCGCCUUGUCGACUCCAAAGCCAAAACACGGAGUGCUGGCUGUGCUGCCUACAUGGCACCUGAGCGCAUUGACCCCCCUGACCCCACCAAGCCAGACUAUGACAUCCGGGCAGACGUGUGGAGCCUAGGCAUCUCCCUGGUGGAGCUGGCAACAGGACAGUUUCCCUACAAGAACUGUAAGACAGACUUUGAGGUCCUCACCAAGGUCCUGCAGGAAGAGCCCCCACUCCUGCCCAGUCACAUGGGCUUCUCGGGGGACUUUCAGUCAUUCGUCAAAGACUGCCUUACUAAAGAUCACAGAAAGAGACCAAAGUAUAAUAAGCUACUUGAACACAGCUUCAUCAAGCGCUAUGAGACGCUGGAGGUAGAUGUGGCAUCCUGGUUCAAGGAUGUCAUGGCGAAGACCGAGUCACCGAGGACUAGUGGAGUCCUAAGCCAACACCACCUGCCCUUCUACAGGUAGCCAUGUGGCGGCAGCCAGCCCCACUGAGGGGCCCAGAACGUGGCCACAGGCCCCCUCUUCCCUACAUGGCCACCCAGCUGCCCACCAGGGGAGACCUGGGAACUGGACGGCCUCCAAGGGCUGAGGACAGAAAGUAGGGGAUGCUAACCCAACCCUGAGUCCCUACCCAGCAGACAUGGACAAAUGGGCCCACUAGGCUCUAGCCCUAGCCCUGGGGUCAGCCGGCUAUACAAGUUCCCCAACAGACACUGUGAACGGAAGACAGCAGGCCACAAGCAGACUUGCUAUUUAUUCAGUUGUAACCUCUGGGCUAGGGUGGCCACGGGGGGCCAGGAGAGAGUCAUCCUUUCUGCAUUCUCACACACUUACCCAUGCUGUCCCUUCCGCCUUUUGUGGUACAUAUGCUCCCUGUCCCCAUCUCCCUCUGUCACCUCUUUUGAUGCCUCUCUGGUUUUCCCUGUCUCCCUUCCUGCAUCUGCCUCUUUCCUGACCCACACCCAGGCUCUGUUUGUUACCCACAGCAGGACCCCUCGGUCCACCUAGGUCUGUGGCGAGUGAUGAGUCCCUUGGCUGGCAUCAUCAUCCCAGGAAGGCGGGCUGGGCAUUGUGACUGAAGCUGACCCAGGCUGCUCACACUCUCUUGCUCUCUCUCUCCCUCUCCCUUUACCUCUACCUCUCCCUCUCUCUUUGAUCUCAGGGGGUCCUUUUUGGAGUUUAUUUUAUUGUACUUGGUGGGGUGUUUGGGGGAUGGGGGAAGAAGAAGAGCUUGUUCUCAUGGGGUUUGUUAGUACCUUCAGAAACUUUUACCAAAGUCAUAUUUAGCUGCUUGUGAUAUAGCCCUCAACCUCCCAUGGGCAUUGGGAGACUGGAGCCAGGAGUCAGGCACGGGCAUGGGCCACUGUGCCUUGUCAGGCUGACCUAGAGAGACUAGUUCCAAAGGUGGGUGCUGGGGGUGGUGGCUCCUCCCUUCAGGCUGGAGACUCACAACUUGGGGUGAGUUGAGGACCUCAGGCCAUGUGGAAGGAGCCCACGGGGCCAUGGCCACACAGUGGCCUUCAGGGAAGACAGGUAUGGGGCAUGGUGGAAGGCAAUAAAUGCUGGUAUGGCAGGGAGGAAGUGAAUGACAGUAGUGGGGGCCACAGGGCCCAAGGAGGCAGGGAUUGAGGGUAUAGGGAAUUGAUGUGGGGGUUUGAGGAUGUGUGACAGGGACAGAAGAGAGGCAGGCUGAGGGCUGGGGUUGCAAAGGCAGUCACGCUCUCACAGUGCCCCGAGCACCCCUCAAACCUCCCCAGAGCUGGCCAGUCCCCAGUCCACUUUGAGGCUAGGCCAUGGGGCCCCUCUCCCCCCCAGCCCUCAGCAGCAGUCAGACCAGGAAGGGAUGUGUUUCCUUUUUUUGUUGAUGAUGCAUGCAAAUCAGUGGACACACACACACACACACACACCAACCAACCAAUGCCAAAGGUGAUUAACCUCCCUGGAUGUAGCUGGAGCAAUCUACACUCAGCAUAGGCAUCACUGUAACCUCUCUCUCUCCUAUUGACGCUUGUUACUCAUAACAUAGUCACAAUAGGCCGCAUGUUUAAAAAGUACUCCUUGUCUUCUCUCUGCUCCCUCACUCCAGGGAGGGAGAGCAGCCACUUCUCUUGCCCACAUCCCCUUUGUGACUGGAUGGGGUGGGUGUGGGGGCAACAGGCCUGGCUCCACCCUUGGGGUGUCCCAACCACGGGGCUUUUGCCCAUAACCAGAAGGUUGAGUGUCUGGCUUCAGGGCCAGCAAAGGCCAGAGGCCACUGCCCAGGUUUAUUUUUAUUUAACUUAAUUUUGUUUCAUGAGUGUGUGUCUGCCUGCCCCUCUCCUUCAGUGUUAAGUGGGAGCCCUGGGGGAGCCUUAUCUCCCCCCCUGCCUCUACCCUGUUUCCUCCCUCUGUCUCCAGUCACCAGCCAUUCUUCUGGACCAGGCAGAGGGUUGAGCGGGCAGGCAGGAGCCUGGGGCAACUUGGCCCAGCCCACUAGUCCACAACCCCUUCUCAGGCUGCCAGUAUUCCCCUUUCUCUUUUUAAAAUGAAACACCCUUGUUUGUAAAUCCUUAGAUGCUUGAGAAUAAAACCCCUCCCUUUUCUUCCUCUGAGUCUGUGGUGUUACCUGAGCUUUGGCAGGAUGUGGUGUGAGAUGUGGGAAAGGUCUAUAAGCCCUGACCUUGUGGUUUGGGGAGCUGGGAAAUAGUGCCAUUCUGGUGGAUAAGGUCUCUGCAUCAGAAAGGAAACUGAGGCAGGGUUGGGGUUGGUAGGGUGGUCUUUGUAGUGAUUUGCCCAAUAUCAAGCAGGCAGUAUGAAGGGACACCUGACCCCCAUUAGCCACAUGAUUAAGAGAAGCUCUUAAUCACUGGCAGGCCUUGGGUAAGGGCUCUGAUGUCAGCCCCUUAGUCUGCCGCCCCCGCUCUUUGCCUCCCAGAGUAGCUACCCAGCCAAGGACAGGGCCACCUGCCUACCUGCUGGGCCUGGGUGCUGCUUGGGCUGGUGCCUUUGCCUCUGGCCCCCAUACACUUACUGAAGCCAGCCCAGCAUGCUGGGUACCGCGGUCCUACUGCUGGCCCUGUUUCCAAGGAUCUCCACCUUGCCAAGCUGGCCACCUGGUACGUAGGGACAGGGAGACAUAUAUGUCUUCAUGCUCCCAUUCUUGCACCA